GGCAGAAACGCAAAUGCGAUCAUUCAGCGAGCCUUCGUCGAGUUUCAAGAGGAUGACAAUCCUACAAAGUGCAACAAAGUCCGCUGCACCUACUGCGGGUUUGUUCGCGCAAAGAACACAACCCGUCAGGUCGAGCAUCUGCAGGAGUGUCAACAGUACCUGACCUCUCCUGACUACGUCGAGUCGCUCAACGAAGCCGAAGCCUCGCAGCAAGACGAGGGCAAUACUAGUAUCAUGUCUGGGAUCAACAAUUCACCACUACAAGCCACGCCCAACUCGGCUCCGAGAAAUCAGUUCUUGAUGGGAAACAGACCCAACCCAAACCUUCAAGUCAAUCGUCGUGGACCCAACAAGCGCACACGCGAUGGUCAGAUCAAGAAUGGCCAGCGUGCUAUGCCCGCUCCUAUCGCUCCCAACCCACCCGCUCAGAGUCCCAGUCUUGCCGCGUACCUCUUGACUCAGAACACUGGCUCAUUCACAGCUGCUACCCAGACCUCAUUCCUGUCCCACGCUGGUUGCGGCACUCUCAGUGCUGGCGCAAUGAGCCAAUGGCUGGCACAAGACUCACACAUCUCUCGUGGUUAUAUUGCCUUUGUCGGACAACUCAUCGGCAAGAUCCGCCUACCCAUCGUCGCGAACUCACAAUCACACCCGCUUUAUCGAGCUAUGGACUUGCUAAUUAGUGCUCUGAACAAUGUUCGCAGAGAGAUGAGCUUCUUUGAAAUCACCGCUACCAAGUACAACCUACAAGUGCCAAAGGAAGAGCCAAACCCAAUCACAAGAAGCUUCCUCGACCUGUUUGUGUCAGCAAGUUCGCCAGCAGCAAGUCUGCUCGAGGGCGCUGUCGUGCUGUGGGCCAUCGAACACUGUUAUCGCGCAUCAUGGGCCUACGCUGCUAGCUUCUCAUCAAGCCUCAACCAACCCAUUCUACCAUACUCCUCCAAUGGAGAUUCGCACAAUGCUGCCCUGCAUCAAUCGUUGAUACCAAACUGGACAUCGGCUGCUUUUGCGAAGUUUGUGGAUGCAUGCAAGGCGGUUGUUGAUGAGCUCGCCAACGCCGAAACUUCGCCUAACGGUCGUGAACAGAUGUCUCGCUGUCUCAGUGCAUUCAACCAAGUCCUUUGGCUCUGGGAACGCACCUGGCCUUCGGUCGACGGCAUGGGUGAGGAGAACGAGAGUGCAAGUGCAGAGCGCUUCAACAGCAAUGGCAUGAGACCUCGUAGCUCGACUGCUGGGGGUCCGCCGGGUGGUGUGCCUGAUCGUGACUCACACACUGGCGACGAUGACGAUGUUGUCGAGAUCAGAAGAGAGAGCGCUAUUGGUGCUAAUUCAUACGUCAGUCCGUAUGGAGCUGACGGUCUCCGGGCAGUCGAGGCUGCUAACAAUGCUUGA
Molecule: messenger RNA, 1392 nt
Organism: Aureobasidium musti
Lineage: Eukaryota; Fungi; Ascomycota; Dothideomycetes; Dothideales; Saccotheciaceae
Source: the annotation of a GenBank genome assembly